Molecule: messenger RNA, 2633 nt
Organism: Closterium sp. NIES-67
Lineage: Eukaryota; Viridiplantae; Streptophyta; Zygnematophyceae; Desmidiales; Closteriaceae
Source: the annotation of a GenBank genome assembly
CCCUCCCAAGCCUGAAGUUUCAACCUGAACCCAGAUAUUGCUGCCUGAUAGCUUCAGAUCAGAUAUGGCUCCAUAGCUUCGUAUCCUCUUCAUUCUAGUUGGCAUCUAACGAGAGCCAUGGCUGCAUCGUCGCACCUAGCUGUCUGCAGUUCCCUGGCUUGCUCUCGCGUUACGAAGCUACAUUCUGAACUGCUCCCGCGGCGGCGACAGUCGUCGUUUCUGCUCUCCUUAUCUCAAUCCGAUGACUCGUUUAAGCAGCCGUCCGCAUUUCGCGGAGCAAGCCUCCGCGCGACCAAGGGGUUUUCCGAGGAAGGGGAGAAGGGGAAGCGAGGGCCAUCAGUGCAGAAAAUAGAGGAGGAAGAAGAGGAGGAAGAGGGGGGGGAGUGGGAGGAGGAAGAGGAGGGGGGGGAGUGGGAGGAUGAGAUUGACGAAUUAGAAGAAGGGGAAGAAGUGGAUUUGGAGGGAGGAGAGCUAGAGGAGGAGGAGGGGGGGAGGACGAUGGUGAUGAUGACGUUGUACAGAUGGCAGCAGCGGAUUGGGAGAGAGCAGCCAUGGCGGUGGUGGUGGAGGCGAUAGAGAAGCAGGAGAAGGACGAGAGCCGGCGCAAGGGAUGGCGCCGGCGACGGGAUGUAGUGGAAGAGGUACCGGAGCAUCUGCUGCCUCGAGUGGCCAUCGUGGGUCGUCCCAACGUGGGCAAGUCAGCUCUCUUCAACCGACUAGUGGGGCGCAACAUCGCCAUAGUGCACGACGAGCCCGGGGUGACGAGGGACCGGCUGUACGCGCGUGCCCUUUGGGAGGACAGGCAGUUCCUGCUCACUGACACGGGCGGCCUCAUGGACGCCCCUAAUGCUGCUGCUGCUUCUGCUGCUGGUGCUGCUGGUGCUGCUGGUGCUGCUACUGACGGUGCUGAUGGUGCAGGUGCUGCAAGGAGGAAGGGCGGUAGAGGGGGGAGGGCAGGGCGAGGCUCGGCGUCCGGAACAGCCUUGCUGGCGCUGGCUAAGGCGGACGGUGUUGCUGUAAUCGGUGGCGGCGGGCGAUUGGCCAACGAGCGGGCGGCGAAGGAGGCUGAGGUGGCGGGUCUGCCGGAGCUGAUUGGCCGCCAGGCUGCUGCUGCCGUGGAGGAGGCAGAUGCGAUCAUCAUGGUGGUGGAUGGGCAGGCUGGCGCAACAGCUGCUGACGUGGAGAUCGCUCAGUGGCUGCGGCGCCGCCACGUGGCAAGCAGCAAGCCCGUCUUUCUGGCAGUCAACAAGUGCGAAUCGCCCACUAAGGGGCUCCUCCAAACAGCCGAGUUCUGGUCGCUGGGCCUGACCCCCAUGGCAGUGUCCGCCCUCUCAGGCACCGGCACGGGCGACCUGCUAGACGAGCUUCUGAAAGCCCUUCCCUUUCCUGAGGAGAGUGCGUCUCCCUCCUCCCUCUCCACCAUCACCGGCGGCGACUCUGCUGCCCCUGCACAGCUUGGUCGAGUGGCGCUGGCGAUUGUGGGUCGGCCCAACGUGGGCAAGAGCAGCAUCGUGAAUGCGCUGCUGGGGGAGGAGAGGACGAUUGUGAGCCCUGUCAGUGGCACCACGCGUGACGCCAUCGACUCCAAGUUCACCGGGCCGGAUGGUCAGGAGUACACUCUGAUCGACACGGCGGGGGUGAGGAGGAGGGCGGCGGUGGCAGCAGCAGGCAGCAAGGCAGAGAGCCUCUCUGUGAACCGAGCCCUGAGGGCUGUGAGGAGGGCGGAUGUAGUGGGGCUGGUGGUCGACGCCAUGCUGUGCGUCACAGAGCAGGACCUGCGUCUGGCAGAGCAGAUCGAGAAAGAGGGCAAGGCGUGCGUGCUGAUAGUGAACAAGUGGGACACUGUGCCGGAUAAAGACGCCACCAGCACGGUCAGCUACACGGAGGAUGUGCGCCAGAAGCUCAGGUCCAUGCCGUGGGCUCCGCUGGUGUUCACGUCUGCUACAACAGGGCAAAGGGUUGCCAAGAUUUUGGAAGCUGCCCGUUUUGCUGCCCAGCAGCGGGCCAAGCGCCUCACGACAGCCACUCUGAACCAAGUGGUCGGAGAGGCCGUUUCUUUUCAGCUGCUGCCCGGAGGCGGCAAGGGUAACAAGCGAGGGAAAAUCUACUACAGCACACAAGCAGCAACUAACCCUCCAACCUUCGUGUUUUUCGUUAACGACGCGAAACUUUUCGGGCAGCAGUACCGACGAUACAUGGAAAAUCAGCUUCGGGAGAACAUUGACUUUGAGGGCACGCCGAUCCGGCUGCUCUGGCGAAGCAAGCGCCGAACCAGACCAGUAGGUUCGGAAGGAGAAGGGACGGGAGAGGCAGGGACAGGAGGAAGAUCGGGAGGAGAGCGGGGCAAAGGAGUGGAGAGUGGUGGAGAGAAGGGACGAGGAAGAGGGGGGAGAGGCGGAAGAGGAGGGAGAGGUGGGAGAGGAGGGAGAGGGAGUGGAAGUAAGAGUGGGAGGGCCACAUCUGGUUGAAGGAAUGAGGAAAGUGUGAAGCUGAACAGAUAUUCUGGUAGGCAGGAAUAGUAGGAAAGGGAUAAGGACAAGGUCAAUGCGUAUGCCACUGUACUGUAGAUGUGAUCUUUUGUACAUUUCAGGCUGGUAAUGCUGCUACAUGUGCAUAUCAACCACCAUGAUACA